CUUCAUAUCUUCAACAACAUAGGCUUUUCAAAUGCUCUUGAAAUAGUUGGUUUGUUGUGGGGAUAACUCAAGAACAUAUUUUGCUCAUGUGAUUAUUUCUGAAGGGUUACAAUCAAUUGUUUUUACUUAAAUUCUGGUUCCCCUUCGCCCAGCGUUCUCCCUAAACAUUUCUAGCAGCUGUUUUUGGUUCCCCUUUGUAUAUUUUAUAAAGAAACUUAGUUGCCUCAAAAUAACAGUAUUAAUAAUGCAGCUUGCUCGGCUUUCUAUUCGAGGUUGUUUGCUCAGGUUGCUUUUCUAUGAAAUAUAUUUGCCAAGAUUAUGUGUGAGAGCUUCUAUAGCAUGAAGGUUUGAGUCCAUGAAAAGUGACUAUAAACUGCAAAUGCUGACUGAUUGCUAAUCCAUCAGCUCAUAGUACCUAAUUGCUUAUGACCUUCAAGUAUGUAAAUGAGUUUUAUUUUUAUCUAAUGUGGGAAAAGGCUAGCUCUAAAUUGCCCAGUUUCAUGAAAUGGGUUUUAUUGUUCUUUAGAUUUCACCGUGAAACGAGCUUUGCUUGUGGGAAAUACUUGACGGGUUGUGUGUUUUAAUGGGCAAAGGAUUUUAUCGUUUUACACAUCUAUCACCUCUUAAUAAGUGUGUAGCAAACAAGCUCUCAACAUACUUGUUUUGCAGAAUUCAUGGUUCAGUGGGACUGUGGGAGCUUUAUCUUAUCUUCUUUCCUGAUAUGUCAUUCUAUGGCACCCUCGUGAUCUAAUAAUGUGCCAUAGGAAACAAGCCAGGCGAGAGUUUACAUCAGCACCGAUCCUCAAAAGUUAUGAUGACUUCACUAUUGAAACCGCUGAUGGGAUUUGUGUUAUGCUUAAGGGCUUCAUAAACAAAGAUCGCACAUUGGAACAUGGGUUUCCAUCUGAUGUAAAUUCCCAUUGCUUUUCAUGUCUUUUGAGAGGCAUCAUUGCCGUAUCACAUAACACAAUGAUUGUUAUAAAUCUGGUUUUCAACCAUUUUGUUUUUGGGUUUCCACUUUACUGGAAGGAGUAUGAUGAAAAGUUUUUGUGUAAAGAGCCUCCCUCCAAGGGCAUUGUGACAGACAAAUUCUCUGAGCAACUCUCGCAGGGACUUGGAUCAAUAGGAGGUGCACACCCACAAUUAGACUGUCAUGAAAAGGACUUGGGGUCACAAAGAAGAAUUGAAGCCAAGGGUAGGUGGAAAGGCAAGCAAGAUAAAUCUUUGGGUGUUCAAUUCCUUCGUAAACAUAUUGUUAGUGGUCUUCAGGACGAAUCAUAUUGUGGAGACACCUGUGUUGAAGGCCAUACUGCUCCUUAUCUACCUGCGAAUUGUCUUGAGAACAAGGUAAAAUCAUCUUCAGAUUUAAGUUGCGAUGGAAUCAUCAAGGUAUCUGCCGAUUAUUCUCAACUCAGUGAUAAAGGAGGAACACUGCUUGCAUGUCACUUACGUAAUAAGAAGAUAAAACGGGGAGCUGAUAACUCAAGGAAGAUGGAUGGCAAAAAAGCAAAUACCAACUCUGACUGGGAUAUGAGCUCAUCAGAGAAAAUUCCGAGCCUUAAUGAAGUAAGAGUCGUGACACCUUCAAAAAGAAAGUUCAGAGUGAAAGAGAUGAAAAAUCAAAGAUCAACUGGAAUAUCAGAUUGUGAGAAAAUCAGGUUUAACUCUAUUUCAUCAGUCGGCUUCGGGGAACUAGAAUCAGAACUAGUUGUUGACAAAGAACCAGUGAGUAGCAACAACUGUAAUUCUGAGGACAAGGGUAUCAGAGAAAUUAAAACUAGAAGCAGCACCCGUAUGGCCAAAACUAAUGCUACAGAGUUACCUUCUACACCUGCUGUUUCAUCCAAGUCACAUGACUCACAUCAUACUCCAGCUUCCGCAGACAAUCAUAGGGGUACUUUAACUAAUGGGAAAAGUAGUCUGUCGGAGAAGGCUAAGGCUUUGGGCAAGGCGACCAGACAAAAAUCCAUGCCUGUUAGUAAGGAAACUCCAAAAACGGAAAAGGAAAAGGGUUGGAAUGCAUCACCCCAGUCAUGUAGUUUCCGCAGAUCUCGAUCAGGGAGAUUGCUGAUGCCUACCUUGGAAUUUUGGCGCAAUCAGAGGGCUAUUUAUGACACGGAUCGAACAAUCACUGGAUUUGAGGAAGGCGUGCAGCCCUAACAGCUUAGAAAUGGAACAUAAUGUAGGAAGCAGUCCAUUCUCAACGGAACUUCAGGGCUGAUUGUGUUGAUCCUUUCAACUGCAGUUGCUCUGGUCAUCAUGUUGAUAAGCUGUAUUAAGGUAUGUAUAUGUAAUCAGUAAUUAUGCAUCAGCUGUAAAUGCAAUUUAGUUUAAAACUAGAGCUGUACCCUAAUGAAAUGCAUUGUGGCCAUAGGAGUAUUUUGGACAGAGAUACUAGUAGGUAUGGUUUGGUGCCGAUGUGUAUUAAUUUAGAUAUUGUGUCAAAACGAUGUCGUUUUGGCUACUUGACUUCGACUUUUCUUCUCAAGAGCUAAUGAAGCAAAUAGAGUUUAAGUCGAAA
Messenger RNA from Salvia splendens (bonfire salvia), 2521 nucleotides. Its product is annotated as kinetochore-associated protein KNL-2 homolog. The coding region runs from base 754 to 2160 and encodes 468 amino acids. The record is from RefSeq and is a predicted model, not a curated record. The transcript is spliced from 9 exons. Lineage: Eukaryota; Viridiplantae; Streptophyta; Magnoliopsida; Lamiales; Lamiaceae.